AUGCAAGCUCGUGAUUGGUUUUUAGUCCUCAUCGGCUUCUUCUUGCCUCCCGUUCCAGUCCUCAUUAAGAGAGGCUUCUUUUCAGCUGACUUCUGGAUUAACAUUCUUUUGUGUGUGUUAGGAUUCAUCCCUGGUUUGAUCCACUCCUACUACAUCAUCUCGUUAUACCCAUACAGCGAGACCUACGCUGCCUUGGGUGGCGAUGGCCACAACCACCGGACUAACGACUAUGGGUCGGUCUGA
Suhomyces tanzawaensis NRRL Y-17324 is the source of this 243-nucleotide messenger RNA. RefSeq lists its product as uncharacterized. The coding region runs from base 1 to 243 and encodes 80 amino acids. The transcript has 2 exons. The record is from RefSeq and is a predicted model, not a curated record. NCBI's taxonomy places the organism in Eukaryota, Fungi, Ascomycota, Pichiomycetes, Serinales, Debaryomycetaceae. Gene Ontology annotation, cellular component: membrane.